UGUCAACACUUGAUGCCAGCAGUCUUUAUUCUUUAGCGCAAUAGACAGCAGAACGGUGAAAUGGUGAACCUGUACAAUAGUACACUCCUCAAAGCACCUCUAAAUCGCAUUUUCAUCUCCCUCCGCCAUUUCACCUCUCUUCUACCACCGUCACCACCACAAUCGCCGUCACAGUCACCACCAGACCCCAUCACAAUCUCCAACCUCAUACAUCAAACCAACCCAGAAUCAUUAUCAGACACCCUUCACAACCUCACCCAAUGGACCCCUGACCUCGUUCACGCUGUCCUAAAGCGUCUCUGGAACCACGGCCCUAAAGCCCUCCAUUGUUUCAACCUCCUCGAUCACCAUCGUUCCUAUGCUCACUCUGCUACAGCCUUUGACCAUGCUAUUGACAUCGCUGCUCGUAUGCGCGAUUACAAGAUCGUUUGGAAGCUCGUGGCCCGAAUGCAAUCUCGGCGACUCGGCCCGAGCCCGAAAACAUUCGCUAUCAUCACUGAGAGGUAUGUAUCUGCUGGGAAAGCUGAUAAAGCGUUGAAGGUUUUCCUGUCUAUGCAUAAACAUGGUUGCCCUCAGGAUUUGAAUUCUUUCAAUGCAUUCCUUGACGUGCUUUGUAAAUCUAAACGGGCCGAGAUGGCUUAUAAUUUGUUCAAGAUGUUUAGGAGCAGGUUCAGAGCUGAUACGAUUAGUUAUAACACACUAGCGAACGGGUUUUGUUUAAUUAAGCGAACACCUAAAGCACAAGAGAUUUUGAAAGAAAUGGUGGAGAGAGGUCUGAAUCCCACAAUAACUACAUAUAACAUAAUGCUUAACGGGUUCUUUAGAGCAGGACAGAUUAAGGAAGCUUGGGAAUUCUUUUUGCAGAUGAAGAAGAGGAAAUGUGAUAUUGAUGUUGUUACUUACACUACUGUAGUUCACGGAUUUGGUGUUGCGGGUGAAGUUGAGAAGGCGCAAAAGGUGUUCAAUGAAAUGGUGGGAGCUGGCAUACUUCCCUCUGUUGCAACUUAUAAUGCGCUGAUACAAGUUUUGUGUAAGAAAGAUAGUGUGGAAAAUGCUAUUUUGGUGUUCGAUGAGAUGUUGAGGAAAGGUUAUUUGCCGAAUGCCACAACUUAUAAUGCCAUUAUCAGGGGAUUGUGCCAUGUUGGAAAAAUGGACAGGGCUACGGAAUAUAUGGAUAAGAUGAAAGAGGAUGGGUGUGAACCAAAUGUUCAGACUUAUAAUGUUGUCAUCCGAUACUAUUGCGAUGAAGGGGAAAUUGAGAAGGGCCUGAGGGUGUUUGAGAGGAUGAGUACUGGUGAUUGCUUACCUAAUCUGGAUACAUAUAAUAUUUUGAUAAGUACAAUGUUUGUUAGGAAAAAAUCAGAUGAUUUAUUAGUGGCUGGGAAACUAUUGACAGAAAUGGUUGACAGAGGAUUUCUUCCUCGAAAAUUUACCUUCAACCGGGUCCUUAAUGGGCUUUUGCUAACUGGUAAUCAAGAUUUUGCAAAGGAGAUUUUGAGGUUGCUAAGCAAAUCUGGCCGCCUCCCCUACCAUUUUAAACUGUGAAGCACAUCAGUGUACGGAUGAUACCCAAACUAAGUGCCUAUUUGGAGCUUAAUGAAAUCUUAAAGCUCUAAAUGAGAUAAGUUUGUCGCUUCCCAUGAAAUUCAAUUUUGGAGUGUGGUGUGGAUAAGUAUGAUGAAUGUGAAGAGUUUUAGAUGAAACCGACUUAAAAAGCAUGCCACUAAAAAGAACAUGUGUUGUUUAGCAGGGUGCUCUGACUUUAGCCUAGGACUUAAAGGAGGUGGAGUUGCAAAUUAGGUAUAUCAUGCAAAUGGAGGUGCACAAUGUCAUUGAUAUCAAAAUGCUCCCAUUUUUGCUUCUACCGGAUAAUUCAGCACUUCUUGUUAUUGAUAUAUACACAAGAAAGGACACUGAUGGUGACAUCCAGUUAAAAUGACAUUCGUGUAUACAAGUUCCUUUUUCCCUCUUUAUUCUUGAUGAAGGUUUAGAAAAUAAAUUGCGGUCAUACAUUUACUGACUCUUUGCAGUUCAAAAUUUAAGAAUAUGAUUCGUAAAUGCUAAGUUGAUGAAUGACUUUGAUGGUGUUGUUGUUACCCAAAAAAGGGGGCAACUGUUCAAUAAGCAAUUUAAUUCUCUCAA
Molecule: messenger RNA, 2142 nt
Organism: Nicotiana tabacum (common tobacco)
Lineage: Eukaryota; Viridiplantae; Streptophyta; Magnoliopsida; Solanales; Solanaceae
Product: pentatricopeptide repeat-containing protein At1g74900, mitochondrial
Molecular function (GO): protein binding
Source: RefSeq, a predicted model, not a curated record